UGUCACCGUAAGGGUCCAGAUGGGUCCCCGACCUACGAUAGCGCGGGCUUUCAACUCGACUAUGAGAAAGUUGCAAAGUGGAUGAAGCCAGUGGCUUACGACAAAAGUCCAUGGUCAAUGGCAUGGAGCGCCAUCUCAAGAGAGUCGAAGAGGAGACAAAAAAAAUCUACGACAUCUUCUUUGUCGAUAGGAAGGGUCCGGAGGUUGAACAGGGCAUUACGCAGGUCAUGCAUCAGAUCAAAGAUCAGGUCUUUAAGGAUCUCGGGGUCCCCUGGCACCAGAUCGAUCUCAAGCAGCUGAAGAAAUGGGAACAUCAGGGGUUCGCCGAGGUCGACGCGGAUAAGUGGUGGCAUCGGCCAAAUCAAGUUGAGCGCGAUCGAUUCAUGAAGAUGCUAUUAGGCGGAGCCUCUCUCCGGAAGGAUCUCUAUCCGUGAAGUGGAUCCAGAUCCUAGAGUGUCUUAUCUCUCGCAGUAUGAAUUAGUACUACAAUUCCAGUAUAGCUUUGUUUAUCAUUCC
Fusarium oxysporum Fo47 is the source of this 516-nucleotide messenger RNA. RefSeq lists its product as uncharacterized. The transcript has a single exon. The record is from RefSeq and is a predicted model, not a curated record. NCBI's taxonomy places the organism in Eukaryota, Fungi, Ascomycota, Sordariomycetes, Hypocreales, Nectriaceae. The coding region runs from base 111 to 434 and encodes 107 amino acids.